GCUUCCCGUGAGCCUCUGCUCCUGGCCCCGAGGGCGCAUGCUCCCUACCCAGUAGUCCUCGCGCGGCCCGGUCGAACGGACAGCCAGGACUCCAAGAUGGCGUCAGUUGUACCCCUGAAGGAGAAGAAGCUCCUGGAAGUCAAACUAGGGGAGCUGCCGAGCUGGAUACUGAUGCGGGAUUUCACCCCUAAAGGCAUUGCGGGAGCGUUUCAAAGAGGUUACUACCGGUAUUACAACAAGUACGUCAACGUGAAGAAAGGGAGUGUCGCUGGGCUUUCCAUGGUGCUGGCAGCUUACGUGCUUUUCAACUACUGCCGUUCUUACAAGGAACUCAAACACGAGCGGCUACGGAAGUACCACUGACGGGGGCACACUCUGCAUUCUGGACCAUGACCUUUGCCUGGCACCCCUGGACCCUCUUAUAUCCUAAUGGAGAAUUAACACCCAAUAAAAGAUGACUGGUAUGUGGA
Hippopotamus amphibius kiboko is the source of this 470-nucleotide messenger RNA. RefSeq names its product ATP synthase membrane subunit f (gene ATP5MF). Gene Ontology annotation, molecular function: proton-transporting ATP synthase activity, rotational mechanism. The transcript is spliced from 4 exons. Gene Ontology annotation, biological process: proton motive force-driven mitochondrial ATP synthesis. Lineage: Eukaryota; Metazoa; Chordata; Mammalia; Artiodactyla; Hippopotamidae. The record is from RefSeq and is a predicted model, not a curated record. The coding region runs from base 97 to 363 and encodes 88 amino acids.